Messenger RNA from Prunus persica (peach), 1247 nucleotides. Its product is annotated as FBD-associated F-box protein At5g38590-like. The coding region runs from base 1 to 1200 and encodes 399 amino acids. The record is from RefSeq and is a predicted model, not a curated record. NCBI's taxonomy places the organism in Eukaryota, Viridiplantae, Streptophyta, Magnoliopsida, Rosales, Rosaceae. The transcript has 3 exons.
AUGAAUCUCAACUUUGAUGAUGAGGACACUUUAUGCCGUACGGCCAGGCCACCAGGAGGAAAAGCCCAAGAGUUGGCAAACCUCAGGUAUGUCAAUUGGGUCAAUAGCGUGGUGGAACAACACAGAGGCCCUAAAGUCGAACAAUUCAGAGUUAGCUUUCAUCUCGAUAAACGUUCUUCAAGUUCCAUUGAUAAAUGGAUCCGAUUUGCAAUGAAAAAGGGAGUUCAAAUGCUUGACAUUGACUUCCUAGAAUAUGGUUUUCACCAGAGCUAUACUUUGUUUCCCCACCAAGUUUUUGGUUUCAAACAAGGGUCUGCAUUUGAGGUUCCAAAUCUAGACCCUUGCAUGUACACUGGCUUUAAGUCCCUCAAAGAUCUUUGUUUCAAAAAUGUUGAUGUUGCAGAAGAAGUUCUCCAGUACUUCUUGUCUAAUUGUCCAGUUCUUGAACGAUUAUCAGUCUAUAAUUCCCGAUAUGUGUCUCGUCUAAGAGUUGUCGGUACAUCAAUUGCCUUGAAGUACUUGGAGAUCCGGGAAUGUUUCAUGAUGGAGAGCAUUGAGAUUCGUGAUGCAAACCUUGUUUCAUUUACUUAUGCUGGACAUACAAUUAUAAACUUGCUUAUCAAGAAUGUACCUCGUCUUGUUGACGUAUCAAUUUGUGAGCCCAACAAUCUUUUCUUUGAGGUUGUCUUCACCCAACUUUCAUACUGUCUUUCUCAGCUAGAGACUCUCAAGUUGACUUACAAUGUGUUGUUCAGGUGCGAUCGUAUAUUUCCUACAAUGCCAAAUGUCAGGCAUUUGGGUUUAAUAUUUGAGGGAGAUGAUGCUUUCGCUCUUGUUAACCUAACUUACUUCCUUCAGGCAUGCCCUUACUUGCACAAGCUUGUGUUGCAGAUGCACUACGAAGGUCCGCUGAAAAGUUUUGCGAGAGCCCCGAAAUUCUCCCAUAAUUUCCUUAAGGUUGUGGAAAUGGUAGGGUAUGUUGGUCGCACAAGUGAUUUUGCGCUGGUUCGUUACUUGACAAAGACUGCUGUAAAUCUGGAGAAAAUUGUUGUUAAUCCUGUCCAGACCUGGCUUCUACAGAGCCUCAACUACAGAAUAAUGAAAGACCAAAUACUGAAGUGGCAAGAAACUGUAAGAGAUCGCGCUAGGAAGUACUUUAAAAGAAGGGUGCCCAAAGGAAUAGAAUUUGUGUGCCUGUAGGAAGUAGGAAGCUAGCGCAGUGCGUAAGUAUUCAAUUGAGAUUUUAA